UCUGCCGCUCACUUCUUUCAAGUUUCUCUCCCCUAACUCGCCUCCCCUCCCCUCCCCUCCCCACUCCCUCUCGACUCUCGUGUCUCUAGACAGAAAAACUAAUAAAACUAUUCUAUUAAUAUCCAAACCAGCGUGACAAGCAUUUAAGAGAGAGAUAGUAAAGAGAGGGAGAGAGACUAGAGUAGUGAGGGCGCUGAACUCUCGACUUGCAAGUUGUAACAAACCACCUCUUGUUCCGCCGGAAAUGACGGUGUUCGGCCACUCGGGUGGAGGCGGAGGUUUUCUCGCCGGGAAGCAGGUGUUCCCGGUGGACUACGAAGCGGAGGUCUCGCAACGCCUCCUCGAAGCUUCGCACUGCAAUGAUCUCAAAGCGGCCCUCGAAUGCAUCGCCGAUUCGUUCGUCGAUGUCAACUUCGUUGGCGCUGUGUGCUUGAAGAUUCGAAAAGCGGAAGUGUCGUGUGACGACGAAUCGGCGAAUGAAGUUCGUGUUGAGUACGAAGAGUUCAGGACUGACGUCACGCCGUUGUUCCUCGCCGUUCAUGGCGGGAAUGCGAUGCUCGUCAGGAAACUACUGAGUAUUGGAGCAGACGUAAACCAGAAGCUCUUCAGGGGCUUCGCAACAACAGCGGCAGUGAGGGAGGGCCAUCUUGAGAUUUUGGAGAUCUUAGUAAAAGCUGGUUCUUCACAGCCUGCUUGUGAAGAGGCGUUGUUAGAAGCAAGUUGUCAUGGGUGUGCAAGGCUUGCGGGGCUGCUCAUGGGAUCGGAUCUGAUUCGGCCCCAUGUCGCGGUGCAUGCUCUUGUCACUGCAUGCUGCAGAGGGUUCAAGGAUGUGGUGGAUGCUCUCAUUAAGUGUGGAGUCAAUGCAAAUGCAAGUGAUCGGGUCUUGCUUCAAUCAUAUAGGCCUUCUCUACACACAAAUGUCGACUGUAAUGCACUCGUUGCUGCUGUUGUGUCUAGGCAGAUCUCUGUCGUCCGUCUGUUGCUUCAGGCUAGUGUCAGAACAGACAUCAAAGUUCAACUGGGGGCAUGGUCAUGGGAUACAGUUUCAGGGGAAGAGUUUCGUGUGGGUGCAGGACUAGCAGAGCCCUACCCCAUCACCUGGUGCGCUGUGGAGUAUUUUGAGCACACUGGUACUAUCCUGAGCAUGCUCCUCCAACAAGUCUCAUCCGAUGCCACUCACCUUGGAAGAAACCUCCUCCACCAUGCCAUUCUCUGCGGCAAUGCUGGAGCUGUCAACGUGCUUUUGAAUUGCGGUGCAAAUGUAGAAUCUCCUGUUAAAACAACCCAGAAAACUGAGUUCCAUCCAAUACACAUGGCUGCCCGUCUUGGACACUCAACUGUGCUCCAGUGCCUAAUUGACUAUGGCUGUGAUAUGAACUCGAGGACAGACACAGGUGAUAGUGCUCUGAUGAUCUCUGCAAAACAUAAGAGGGAUGAAUGUAUCAAAGUAUUGGCCACAGCUGGUGCUGAUUUUGGUUUGGUGAAUAUAGCAGGUCAGUCUGUGUAUUCAAUCGCAGGGUCAAACCAAUGGCCUCUUUGUUUUCAACAAGCCGUGCUAGAUGUAAUUAGGGCUGGAAAGGUUCUGAAAUCAAGUAACGUGUCAAUUUUUUCACCUUUAAUGUUUGUAGCUCGAUCGGGUGAUAUUCUAGCCUUGGAAGCCCUAAUUGGGCGACCAGAAAUCGAUCUUGAUUAUCAGGAUGAUAGGGGUUUCUCUGCAGUCAUGGUUACCGCUAUGGAAGGUCAUGUUGAAGCUUUCCGGUUGCUUGUCUAUGCUGGGGCUGAUGUUAAGCUGUGCAACAAAUCUGGUGAGACUGCUAUUACCUUAUCCGAAUUCAACCAAAGUCGCGAUCUAUUUGAGAAAGUAAUGCUCGAAUUCGCUCUUGAAAAGGGUAACCGCAAUGGCGGAGGUUUUUACGCCCUACAUUGUGCAGCCCGCCGUGGAGACUUAGACGCAGUGAGAUUAUUGAUGCAUAAGGGUUAUGAUGUAAAUGUCCCUGAUGGGGAUGGCUACACGCCAGUCAUGUUGGCAGCAAGGGAAGGCCAUGGAAGCACUAGUCGGCUCUUGAUUAAAUCAGGAGCACGAUGUGACUUGAAGAAUGUUAAGGGCGAAACUGCACUCUCACUUGCAAGGAACAAUGGCAGUCAUGAUGCAGUACAGGUGAUACUCGACGAGCUUGCUCGGAAACUGGUGUUGAGUGGCGCUAUUGUGAUGAAGCAUACAAAAGGAGGAAAAGGAGCUCCGCAUAGUAAAGUUAUUAAAAUGAUGGAGGCUACCGGGGUAUUGAGGUGGGGGAAUUCAAGCCGGAGAAACGUGAUAUGCCGAGAGAUUGAGGUGGGACCGAGCUUGAAUUUUAAGAGGCUGAGGCGGAGGAAGGGGGAUGCGGAUGAAGCUGGAGUGUUUCGGGUGGUGACUACGAAGAACAAGGAAGUGCAUUUUGUGUGCGAGGGUGGGUUUGAGACGGCGGAGAUGUGGGUGAGGGGAAUACAGCUUGUGACAAGGGAAGCUGUUUCUGGUAAGAAGUAGAGGGAAGCAUAAUGGAGAGAGGGUGUGACUAGGAAUCUAGUAUAUUUAUCCCCCAAAAAAGGAGACUAGGAAUCGAGCUUGCAUAGAUGUUUGGGGAAGUACUUUUUCUCGAAGUACUUGGAACUAUAUCCUGUUUUCACUGUACAAAUUUUGACAACCCUAGUUGUAAAUGUAUUUUGGAAGUGAAAGCAUGUGUUUUUGUUAAAUAUUAUGUGUGUGGAUUAUAAAUUUAAGCCUCCGUUUGGGAAGUGGGUUGGCUUUUUGA
Molecule: messenger RNA, 2789 nt
Organism: Camellia sinensis
Lineage: Eukaryota; Viridiplantae; Streptophyta; Magnoliopsida; Ericales; Theaceae
Source: RefSeq, a predicted model, not a curated record